Messenger RNA from Fulvia fulva, 1695 nucleotides. Its product is annotated as Acyl-coenzyme A synthetase ACSM3, mitochondrial. The coding region runs from base 1 to 1695 and encodes 564 amino acids. Gene Ontology annotation, molecular function: fatty acid ligase activity; fatty-acyl-CoA synthase activity. The transcript is spliced from 2 exons. Gene Ontology annotation, biological process: acyl-CoA metabolic process; fatty acid biosynthetic process. NCBI's taxonomy places the organism in Eukaryota, Fungi, Ascomycota, Dothideomycetes, Mycosphaerellales, Mycosphaerellaceae. The record is from RefSeq and is a predicted model, not a curated record.
AUGGCACACUACUACGAUGAAGAGCUCAAGAGACCAGAAACGUUCAACUUUGCAACGCAUGUCGUUGACUACUGGGCCAAGGCCCCGCACGAUACAGGAGCUUCCCUAGCCAUGCACUGGAUCUCGCAGGAUCGCAAACAUGAACGAAAGCUGGGAUUUGACCAUUUCAGCCGCCAGAGUCAUAGACUGGCCGUGCUCUUCACUGAGAAGUUGGGCGUGAAGAAAGGCGAGAAAAUGCUGAUCAUUAUGCCUCGGCUACCAGAGUGGUGGGAAAUAGCUACGGCAGGUGUUCGAGCUGGUAUCGUCAUCUGCCCUGCAACAACACUCCUCGUCGACAAGGACAUCGAGUACCGAGUAAACGCCUCUGGAGCAUCAGUUUUCCUGGGCGACAAGGUGGCGGUGCAGAAGCUACUCAAGGUGAAGAGUAAAUGUCCCUCCAUCAAGCACAUCUUUCAGCUCGAUGGCCAGGCACCGCAAGGAGUGGUGUUGUUGAGUGAAGCGUUGAAGGCGAUUCCCGCUGAUGCUAGGUACACUGGACCACAGCCGGCCAUCAAGGAUCCAUCGGUGUUAUACUUCACGUCAGGUACGACAGGCCCGCCGAAAAUGGUCGUCCAUAACCAGAUAUCCUAUCCGCUGGCCCAUACCAUAACUUCGAAGCACUUCCAUCGCCUACAGCCAGGCGACCUCAACUGGGUCCUCACAGAGCAGGGCUGGGCAAAGGCCGGCUGGGCGUUUUUUGGUACCUGGAACUGUGGUGCAGGUCUCUUCAUCCACGAUGAUAGACAGGCGUUCAAUGGGCGGAACACCCUAGACAUGCUGCACGACUACCCAAUCACCACAUUCUGUGCCCCGCCGACUGCGUACAGACAGCUGGUACUUGAUGACAUGAGGAAGCACAUAAGCCACAAUCCUCCAAAAGCACUGAAGCAUUGCACUGGAGCUGGAGAGCCUUUGAACCCAGAGGUGAUUCGCUUGUGGAAAGAGGCAACCGGUCUCGAGAUCUGUGAUGGCUACGGCCAGAGCGAGACUAUGCUCGUCUGUGGCAACUUCAAGGGCAACGAGAUCAGGCCUGGGUCGAUGGGCAAGCCGUCUCCAGGCGUACCUUUGCACGUCGUCGACGAAGAUGGCAAAGAAUCGAAAGAUGACGACGAAGGCGACAUUGCUCUCCUCGUCGAUCUCACCGAAAAGAGCAACUUCUUCGGUUUCUUUGAUGGCUACCUCGACACGGAGGGUAAUUUGGACCGUAAGCUGAAAUCUUCGACUCAAGAAGGCGAAGCAUGGUACUUAACCGGCGAUCGAGCAACGCGCGACAAGGACGGCUACUUCUGGUUCGUUGGUCGCUCUGAUGAUGUGAUCAACUCCUCCGGAUACAGAAUCGGGCCCUUCGAGGUGGAGUCGACCUUAAAGCUGCAUCCUACUGUGGUGGAGAGCGCGGUCGUCUCAUCUCCCGACAAGUCUCGUGGCGAGGUCGUGAAAGCCUUCAUCGUCUUGACAGACGCUGGACGCAAGAAGGAUGAGACCCAGCUAGUGAAGGAACUACAGGACUUUUGCAAAGAGCAUGCAGCACCAUACAAGUAUCCCAGGAAGAUUCGGUUUGUGGAUGCGACGUUCCUGCCGAAGACAAUUAGCGGGAAGAUCCAGAGGAAGAAGUUGAAGCAGAUGGAGUGGUCGAAGGAUGGGCAGGCGAAGCUGUAG